Ceratosolen solmsi marchali is the source of this 2374-nucleotide messenger RNA. It is a transcript of the gene Cog4, whose product is annotated as conserved oligomeric Golgi complex subunit 4. The transcript has 9 exons. Gene Ontology annotation, biological process: retrograde vesicle-mediated transport, Golgi to endoplasmic reticulum; Golgi organization. The coding region runs from base 47 to 2281 and encodes 744 amino acids. Gene Ontology annotation, cellular component: COG complex. NCBI's taxonomy places the organism in Eukaryota, Metazoa, Arthropoda, Insecta, Hymenoptera, Agaonidae. The record is from RefSeq and is a predicted model, not a curated record.
AACAUCCACGCAUUCGAUAACUUAACUAAUACGAGGUUUUAUUUAAAUGAAUAUGGUCGAGGAUACGCCUCCGAAGGAAGAAAAUUUAAUGACUGUUAUAGAUAAAUUACAAGAAGAUGAUAUAGCUGUUAAUAAACAUUUAGAUCAUAUUCUUUCAAAGCAUUGUCACGUUGAAGCCAAGCUUCAAAGUAUAAGCAAAAUUUUGCCAAAUAUUGCCAUUGUGCGUUUGGAGGCUGAAAAAUUUCAAAAUGUAAUAGGGCACACCAAUAACUUAGCGGAGAAAGUAAGUGCUAAAGUUAGGCAAUUGGAUCUUGCCAGAAGCAGGGUAUGCGAAUGUCAAAGCCGAGUUAAUGACAUCCUUGACCUACAAUUAUGCAGCGACGGCGUAGCUACAGCAUUACGUAAUGAAGAUUAUGAACAAGGGGCUGCGCACGUUCAUCGCUUUUUGUUAAUGGAUCAGCAGUUAUUGGAAAGAACCGCUGACAAUGUUUCUGGAGAUCAUACCAGUGUUACUAGCUCGUUAGCUAAUUUACAACAGGCUGCUAAUGAAUUGAGAGCGGUCAUUACUCAUAAAUUUGAUGAAGCGGUUAAAUCCGAAGAUCUGGCUUCUAUUGAGAGAUUCUUUAAAGUUUUUCCAUUAUUGGGAAUGCAUAAUGAUGGGAUUACAAAAUUUUGUCAUUAUUUGUGUUCCAAGCUUCAAGAGACAGCACAGAAAAAUCUUAAAGCAGCAUUGGACGUACGUAGUACCGAUAAAAGAUCCGCUGUAAUAUUUGCUGAUACUAUAACAAUGCUGUUUGAAGGUAUCGCGAGAAUUAUCGAAGUCCAUCAGCCAAUCGUAGAGACAUACUAUGGACCGGGAAAAUUAUUAUCAUGCAUUGGAAUUUUACAAAAAGAAUGCGAUAAGCAGAUUAAAAAAGUUAUAUCGGAAUUCACUAAACAUCGUAAAAUAGCAAAAAGAGUUCAACUAAUUAAUGAAUAUUUAAGAAAACAGGGCGGUACCGAAAGGGUUGAUCCAAAAGAUCUUGAUCUCGUUUUAAGUGAAAUAACUAUAAUGCAUAUAAGGGCUGAAUUAUAUAUAAAAUUUUUAAGAAGAAGGAUAAUCAAUGAUUUGGAAAUUAGUACAACCGAUACUCAGCAAAGAAAAGACCUAUUAAAUGAUUUUGAGAUGAUAAUAAAAAAUUCCGAAUUGGCAUGUAGUAUGCAGGAAUUGCUUGGAGCAUAUCUAGCUGUAGAGAAAUAUUUUAUGGAAGAAAGUGUAAAUAAAGCAAUUGGAAUGGAUGCCUUAGAUCAAGAUCAACAAACGUCCAGUAUGGUGGAUGAUGCAUUUUUCAUUGUAAAGAAAUGUAUACGACGAGCAAUUUCAAGUGGUAGUAUCGAUGGUGUUUGCGCGGUUAUUAACAUGGCUUGCGGUUUCCUUGAGAGUGACUUUACAAAUCAAUUGCGAAAUCGACUUCGACAAGGCUAUCCCGCUGGGUACUUGGAUUUGGCUCAAGCAUAUAAUGCUCUUCAAACUAGUAUUCAACAUGGGCGCAUUCAAACGUCAGAUACAGAACUCGCAAGACUCAUGUUUCUAGCCUAUUUGAAUAACACGGAAGUAAGCAUAGAAUACGUAGAGACCUUAAACAAAAGUCUUAGCAUUGAUAUUGACCAAGCUUUUCAAAAUAUGCAAACUAAGGAGAAAGGGAAAAUUGAAAGUUGCCUAGCUGGGAUGAAAAAUGUAGCCCUGACUUUGCGCACAGUGGUAGAUUAUGGCUUGGAACAGUUACGUGUUAGUACUGUGAAACCGAGAAUAACUCCAUGGAUAGAUGCAUUUCUGGCAAUAAAUCAUCAAAUAAAUGAUGAUGAAUUGUUGAGAUAUGAAACCGAUGAACCAUUUGUUCAGUCUUUAGUAACAAAUUUGGAAGGUUUUUUGCAAGGAUUUAAAAAUAGUUUAACAGAACCAAAUUAUAAUGCUCUUAUAGGUAUUCUUACCGCAGAAGUAGCCGCUCGCUUGGAAAAAGUAAUUCUAAAGUCUACCUUCAAUCGUAAUGGUGGCCUUAUACUUGAUAAAGAAAUAAGAUCUUUAGCUAGCUAUUUAGCUUCAGCAACGUCUUGGUCGGUACGAGAUAAAUUUGCUAGGUUAAUGCAAAUUACCACAAUUUUAAGCGUUGAAAAAAUUGAAGAACUAGCAGAUUAUUGCGAAGAUUCGAUAGCAUGGAGAUUGACACCAGCAGAAGUUAGAAAAAUUUUAACUUUAAGAACAGACUUUAGGCAAGAAGAUAUUAAAAGGCUUAAAAUUUAAAUAUUUCUAUUUCCUUAGAAAUAUCUACUGAAUAUUGGUGAUAAAUUCAAGUACGCGUGUAUAGAAUGAAAUAACGAAAGAGAAUAGGAAGAU